GUGCUGGGUGGGUGGAGGUUGUGACACUUUCCCAGAUAUGGUUCGGGUACCUUGUUGAUCACCAGCGCUCCCGCUUUCCCGGUUCCAGACGGCGGAGCGGGAGAGCGAGCGCGCCCGCACAGCGUGUUCACUCUUCCCAAACUCGCGGCUCUGCGCUCCCCUUGCAUCUAGGCGCUUCGGCUUCUCAAACACCCAGCACCGGCGAGUUUCCCUUGACAUAAACUGUCAGCCUGAUUUCAGCGGCUGACAGACGAGUUUAAACGACUGGGCGAAUUAACGCGCAGGAUACGAAUGCCUCAUUCAAGGAGCAGCUCGCCCGCAGUUUCACCGAAUCGACAACUCCAUCAAUAACCCUCUUUUCUCUUGUUGGGCACUUUUUUCUCUCCUCCUUCCAGACAUGAAAUACGGCACAGAUGGGAAUAAGUAACACAAGAGAAGGCAUGCCCUCUUGGAUUUUAAUUUUCGAGGUUGUGGUCAUUUCUCACAAAAGAAAAGCAGAAUUCAGAAAAUGCUUGGAAAAGCGGAGCUUCUCUGAAGUGAGACGCUGGGACUUGAAAGGGGGUAGCACAAAACUAAGACUGAUCGUCAGAGUGUCACAGCACUGAAAACUUCGUUUUUACGUGAAUAUUGUAUGACACUCCGAAUUAAAAUAAUAAGAAGCUCUCUGGGAAGAAUCUUCGUUGUCUUUUAACACAACCUCAACACCCAGUGCCACAAUUCGUCGGGUUGUGUGGUCAGUCAGCGACAGGUAUGAGGAAGUCCUUCGUGUGGGAACUUGCCAAAGUGCUUUGGUGCUGCGGUGUAGUCGACUCGCAGAUCGGCUCCGAUGGUGGCAUCACAACAGAGGAGCAAAUAUACCUUCUUAUUGAUGCCAAGUUACAGUGUGACCUGAAUAUUUCAGCCCAAGAACCUACAGAUGACCUGUGCCCUCCUGACUGGGAUGGUCUAAUCUGCUGGCCCAGAGGUUAUCCAGGCACAGUGACCAAGGUCCCCUGCCCAACCUACAUCUAUGACUUCAACCACAACGGGCAUGCUUACAGGAAAUGUGAUUAUAAUGGCUCAUGGGAAUUCGUGGCAAGCUUGAACCAUACCUGGACAAACUAUUCGGACUGCUUAAGAUUUCUGCAGCCUGACCAGGGAGGGGGAAAGAGGGAAUUCUUCGAGCGGCUCUAUGUCAUGUAUACUGUCGGAUAUGCGGUGUCUUUCAGCUCCCUCCUCCUUGCCAUUUUUAUCAUCGGCUACUUCAGGAGGUUGCACUGCACCAGGAACUACAUCCACAUGCACCUGUUCGCAUCCUUCAUGCUGCGUGCCAUCAGCAUCUUUGUGAAAGACAAGGUCGUCCAUACCAACGUAGUUCGGGAAGAGUUUGACUCCAUGAUCAUGGACAACUUCAAAAGCAUUUCAGUGGCUCCAGUGCUGGAUAAGACUCAGUAUAUUGGAUGCAAGAUUACAGUCCUGCUCUUCAUCUAUUUCUUGACAACCAACUAUUACUGGAUCCUUGUGGAGGGGCUUUAUCUGCACAGCCUCAUCUUCAUGGCAUUCUUCUCCGAUACCAAAUACCUUUGGGGAUUCACCUUGAUUGGAUGGGGUGUUCCGGCUCUGUUUGUGGCAGCCUGGGCAGUUGUCAGGGCAACGCUUGCAGACGCAAGAUGCUGGGAACUAAGCGCUGGUAAUAUUAAAUGGAUUUAUCAGGUUCCAAUUUUAGCAGCCAUUGGGUUGAAUUUCGUCUUGUUUGUGAACAUCGUCAGAGUCCUUGCAACAAAAAUCCGAGAAACGAAUGCAGGAAGAUAUGACACAAGGAAGCAGUACAGGAAACUGGCCAGGUCCACACUGGUGCUGGUGCUGGUUUUCGGAAUUCAUUAUAUAGUGUUUGUAGGAAUGCCUCACACCUUCCAGGGAAUCGGGUGGGAGGUGCGCAUGUACUUCGAACUCUUCUUUAACUCUUUCCAGGGAUUUUUCGUGUCUAUCAUUUAUUGCUACUGCAAUGGAGAGGUCCAGACGGAGAUCAAGAAGACGUGGGCUCGCUGGAACCUCGUCUUCGACUGGAAGAAGACCACCCAGUGCGGCAGCUACCGCUACGGCUCGGUCCUCACCAACCUGAACAGCAGCGGCAGCCAGUCCCAGCUGGCCGGCACCUCCCGCACCGCCCUGCUCUCCAGCCGGGUGUACCGCAGCGGGGGGCGGACCGUCAGCAGCCACACCACCCUGCCGGGCUACGUCAUCAGCAACUCCGACCCCGACAGCCUGCCGCCCUCCAUCCCGGAGGAGAGGGACGAGAGCGAGGAGAAGCAGGUGGACGACAUCUCGCUGAAGGAGUCCCUGCAGCCCAUGCUGGACGCCAGCACGGCGGAGGACGACGAAGAGACGUUGUGAAGCCCCCCCCCCCAAUCCUGGCGUGGGAAGGCUACACUCUGGGUAGCGGCUCAUUUCGGAAGGCACGGCGUGUCCUUGUCCGUCCCGGAAGCUGAAGAGAAGACCGACGGUAUCCCGGGUUUGACCUAAACCGGGAGAAAGAAACCGGAGCCCUUUGAGUGUCGUGUGUUAAUUCCUGCAAGUGAAAAAAAAGGCUGUCUUUCGCUGCUCGUGGUCAUUUUGUUAGGGAUUGCCAACAGAGUGACGGCUGUCCUGCAUGGGAAUUCUGAUAUUGACGUUCCAGGUCGCUCCGUUCUUGUAAGACUGAAAUCCCUUUUCAUAAUGGAUGUGAUUUGUCCGCUGCACUCUUUGUGCCAGACUGCUCUUCCUUCUGUGAUUGCUCAAUGUUUGGCGUUUGAUUGUUAACAAAGUCAUUUUCCUACAACAUGUAAAUUUGUAACAAAAAAAAAAGGCAUAAAACCAAUUAACAAUCAUUUCUAUGAAGGGCUGCAGAAAAUGACUGUGUUUCUUAUUUCCGUGUACAUGCAAAACACACAAGCAAGAAAAAAAUAGGUUGUAUGGUACUGAGAUUGUUGGCCAACGUGCAUACCCCUGAUGAAUAUAUCCUCAUAAUACUUUUUGGGAUGAAAAAUAAAAAUGCAAAUAUUUUUGA
Lepisosteus oculatus (spotted gar) is the source of this 3025-nucleotide messenger RNA. It is a transcript of the gene pth2ra, whose product is annotated as parathyroid hormone 2 receptor a. Gene Ontology annotation, biological process: cell surface receptor signaling pathway; adenylate cyclase-modulating G protein-coupled receptor signaling pathway. Lineage: Eukaryota; Metazoa; Chordata; Actinopteri; Semionotiformes; Lepisosteidae. Gene Ontology annotation, molecular function: peptide hormone binding; G protein-coupled peptide receptor activity; parathyroid hormone receptor activity. The record is from RefSeq and is a predicted model, not a curated record. Gene Ontology annotation, cellular component: plasma membrane.